Aspergillus calidoustus is the source of this 681-nucleotide messenger RNA. The record is from the annotation of a GenBank genome assembly. NCBI's taxonomy places the organism in Eukaryota, Fungi, Ascomycota, Eurotiomycetes, Eurotiales, Aspergillaceae.
AUGGCGACCUUUACACAAUUGACCCGGCGACCGGGCUCCUUGAGGUCGCUGAUGAAGUCGGAAUCGAUUAUCCAGUCUCAACUCAGUCGCCGAUCAAUCUCGACCGCAUAUUCCGCGAAGCCGGAACCUGUGCCUCUCCCUGCGAAUCUCCCGGCUCAAUUCCUCCGUCAAUUACCUGAGCGCCUCAGACCUCGUGAGCCCAAGAAGAUCAAGGUCAUCGCCCCUCCUCCGUCCGCUUGCAAGAAAUGCCCGGAUCCUUUAGCCGCAGUAAGAGAGGCGCAGUUAGCGGUUCUCGACCCGACCGGCGAGCGUAGAGCGCUCUUUGACUACCGGCGGAGCGAACGAAGUGCGAAAGUCGGUGAUAUCCUACGAGUGACGUUCAAGAACGGCGACCCAUUUAAUGGCGUUUGCCUGAGUAUCAAGCUAGACGGCAUUGACACCUCAUUCUUGCUACGAAAUGAGCUUACGAAAGUUGGAGUCGAAAUGUCAAUCAAGGCUUUCAGCCCGAAUGUGGAAAGCGUCGAGAUAGUCAAGAGAACAGAGAAGAGGAAGAGGAGAGCGCGGUUGUAUUACAUGAGAAAACCCAAGCACGACAUGCGCAGCGUCGAGAACAUUGUGACACAGUACCUUCGACAGAAGUCCGCCCUUACUGGGCAGAGAUCCUCCGGCAAGAAGAGGUGA